Arvicanthis niloticus (Nile rat) is the source of this 302-nucleotide messenger RNA. Lineage: Eukaryota; Metazoa; Chordata; Mammalia; Rodentia; Muridae. The record is from RefSeq and is a predicted model, not a curated record.
UGCUCACAAUGGGGCUGCGGAGUAGGGGCGCUGCUGGCCUGGGAGGCAGCGCCGCGCCCGGGCGAGCCGGAGAGCGCGCAGCUGCUGCAGAGCGGGUCGGACGCAGAAGCGGAGAGCAGCCGAAGGGCUCCCCGCCCCAGUCAAAGUGCGGGGGCCCUGGAACACCGAGGCCUCCGCCUGUCACCUCUGCCUGUCACCUCCGUCCGCCACCUCCACCGUCUCCUCCCCUUGCUGAGGUCCACUCGGUCCCUCCCCUGGGCCGCCCAGAGCACCAAGUUGGCGGGAGCCUAUAAAAGCCGGAC